Molecule: messenger RNA, 5702 nt
Organism: Menidia menidia (Atlantic silverside)
Lineage: Eukaryota; Metazoa; Chordata; Actinopteri; Atheriniformes; Atherinopsidae
Source: the annotation of a GenBank genome assembly
GCGUCUUUAAUUUGUAUAGAAAUUCUAUUUUUCUGUCAUUUUUACCAAGCCUUAGUAUGUUGUUGCUGUUUUUCUGACUGCUUGCAGUUAUUUGACUGUCAAAAAACGUUAAUAGUCAGUCACCUGCACAUGGCUCUUCACCAGAGAUGGGUGGACCUUAGUAACCUCCAUCUAAGUAUUACUGAGAGUUACUCUUUUUCUAAACUGAUUGCCUGAUAAUGGCUUUUACAAUUUCUCAAUCAAUUAAAUCACGUAUUAAGUAGUAGCGGAAUUAUAAUAGAUUGAUAGACACUGCUUACAACUGCUUUGUUUACAUCCAGCACUCAAACGGUUAAUCGAGAUUGACAAGCGAAGGGUAGUUGCGCAUGCGCACAAGGCGUUGACAGAGGAAACAGCCGGGGAGUAGUCAAACAGUCCAUGAUCAGGGAGGAAGGAGGAGGAAAAAACAAUAAAUAAUUCGGCUUCAGUUGAGCUUUUGUCUGCUCGAGACAAUUAUGCUCUUCUGGCCGCCGUCGCUUCCUCACAGGUGUCCGCUUCCCGGUCGCUGAAUGGCGCUGGUUACCGUGCAGCGUUCACCGACCCCCAGCACCAGCUCCAGCCCCUGCGUUUCGCAUCAGUGAAAGUUUCCUGACUGUAAAAGGAGCUGCUCUCUUCUUACCUCGUGGAAAUGGCUCCUCCGCUUCUUCUGCCUCCCGCUUCUCCCAGCUGCGGAGCAAACAUGCAGGAGACAUCCAGCAGCAUCUGCAGACCAUGUUCACUGUCCUCCGGCCAGAGGACAACAUCAAGCUGGCGGUUCGUUUGGAGAGCGCCCACACUCAGGUGACCCGCUACAUGGUUGUGGUGUCUACCAACGGUCGUCAGGACACUGAGGAGAGUGUGGUGCUGGGGAUGGAUUUUAGUCCAGUAGACUGCUCCUGCUCUGUAGGGCUGGUUUUGCCUUUAUGGAGUGACACCUUAAUACACCUGGAUGGAGACGGGGGGUUCAGCGUGUCGACGGAUAGCAGAAUCCAUGUAUUCAAGCCUGUUUCUGUACAAGCCAUGUGGUCGGCCCUGCAGUCACUGCAUAAAGCUUGCGAAGUGGCUCGCUGUCACAACUACUUCCCGGGCAGUUUAUUCCUUACCUGGGUCAGCUACUAUCAAAGCAGGGUCUCCUCAGACCAGGCUCGCAUUAAUGAGUGGAACACCAUGCAGGAUGUGCAGUCGCACCGUGCCGACUCGCCUGUGCUCUUCUCUGAUGCGCCCACGGAAAGGGAGCUGACAGAGCGACAGAUCAAAACCAGCUUGAGGGAAAUCAUGACGCAGAAAGACCUUGAGAACAUCCGAACAGAGCUGGAGAUGCACAUGACAUGCAACCUGCGCGAGUUCAAGGAGUUCAUUGACAACGAGAUGAUUGUGAUUCUGGGCCAGAUGGACAGUCCUACGGAGAUCUUUGAUCAUGUCUUCUUGGGAUCUGAGUGGAAUGCAUCCAAUUUGGAGGAGUUGCAGAACAGCGGAGUUCAGUACAUCCUGAAUGUGACAAGGGAAAUUGACAACUUCUUUCCUGGUGUGUUUGAGUACCACAACAUCCGGGUUUACGACGAGGAGGCCACUGACCUGCUCGCCUACUGGAAUGACACCUAUAAGUUUAUAUCCCGGGCAAAGAAAUCUGGGUCCAAGUGCCUGGUGCACUGUAAAAUGGGAAUAAGCCGCUCUGCAGCCACAGUCAUCGCAUAUGCCAUGAAGGAGUACGGCUGGGAUUUGAAAAGGGCCUUUGAUUACGUCAAACAGCGCCGGACGGUGACCAAGCCCAACCCGUCCUUUAUGAGACAGCUGGAGGAGUAUCAGGGCAUUCUCCUGGCCAGCAAGCAGAGGCACAACAAGCUGUGGCGUUCUCACUCUGACAGCGAUCUGUCCGAGCACCACGAGCCGCUGUCCAAAUCCCACGCCCAGCCCCACAGCCUGGGCCGCUCGGACCCCCAUAACCAGGCCGGCAGCGCACCGGGUCCUUCUGUCAAAGAGCUGCUGGAGUCGCUGGGCCCUCCGUCCGCCUCUGGCAGGGCGGCUCACUCCAGCAGCCAGCCCGACACCGGCGUCCAGUCCAAUCAGCGUGGAUCUAUCUCCUUUAAAGGGACGGCAGCUCGGUCAGACGAUGCUGGACCUCCGAGCCUUGAGGCUGCCUCUCAUUCUGCUGUAGGCCAGGGCCGACAGGCGGCCCCUCCUCGUCCUGUUUCCGCAGCCGCUUCUGUGUCUUUACCUCCCCCGCUCGCCAACGGCUUAUGUGACUCCGAGGAGCAGCACUCAUCUCCUCCGGUCUCCCAGCCCAGGGCCGCCCCCGUGGUGCCAGAGCCCCAAAAGGCCGACACAGUGCCUGUUGCACAAAGUGUUUUGAUGGACCAGGCCCACCCGUCUCCCUCUGCUCACCACACCCCGGUCUCUCCUGCUCUGUCCUCGCAGGACAAAGACGUCAAAAACGUGUUGUCCUCUUCCCCGCCCGUGAUGAAACCAGCGCCGGCGUCUGCGCCUGCUCCCACGGCAACACAAGCCGCAAGCACGCAGCCGGCCGCGCCCCGCUGUGUGUCUGCACCGGUGCCCAUCAAAAAGGCAGACGGCGGCCAACAAAUCUACAGCUCCUCAUUGGACAGUUUAACCGCCCAUCCGCCCUCCUCUAAUGACUUUAACAGCUACGCCAGUGCCACUCCACAAGACAACGUGCUGCUGUUCGGCCACAGCGCGGACCACAUCAACUUUUUCAGUGCCAGAGAAAAGUUUAAGGGAAUGAGUCAAGACGGCAAAACUCUCAGUGCUGCAGCGCAGCAGUCGCCCCUGCCCAAGAGCAUCAGCAAAGAGCAUCAACCAGGCCUUCAAGAGGGCCCUCACAGUGAGGAGGAGAAAAGAAAGGAAAUGCUUGUUCCUGUGCAGGUCACAGGAACGAAGUCCACUGAGACUCUCAGCAAGCCAGAGGCUCAAGGCCUCCUGGAGCAGGAAGCGACAAAGCCGGGGCAGGAAGCGACAGAUCGAGAUGCUUCCUCACUCAAAGAAGCCGAGAGUGUAAAGGAGGAAGCGAGGAACAAAGAAGAUGAGGAAGGGGCUCCGGCUCGUCUCUACAGCGACUGGAAGAGAGGCUCUGUGCGGCGCGUCACUCAGCAGCUGGAGCAACGAAUGAAACAGGAGCACGAGACUCCCUCCCCCUCGUCCUCACCGCCAUCCGUCAUUGGCUGCACAUCGCACUCUCAGCGCCGUCCGCACAGCAUCCAUUCCACUACAGUGUCUCUGCCUCGGGAUGCCUCAGUUAGCCCACAGGUGUCGGUGGGUAACAGUUUGCAGGAAGAGCAGGAUGAGGAGGAUGGUAAGUGUGGAGCGCCUAAAAGAGGGAGUGCUCUUGUAGCUGAGGAAGUGAGGAACGUAGGAAAUGAUGACAAAAGCACAAAAAGACACCACCUCGAGCCUGCUAAUACUAGAUUGGGUUCUACCUCUUCUUUCCACUUCUCUGCCCAGUCUCCUUUUGCCUCUGUGAACUUCCUGUGUUUGGAGGGAGUGACCGAGCUUGAGUCGGGCACAGAUUGGGGCUGUUUCACAGCGGGAGCCCACAGUGACAUCGUCAUGAGGGAGACGUGGGAGACUUUGUGUGAGUUGGGGGCCUUCCUGCAGCAGGUGAGCAUGAGUAAGAGCUGCAAAGCCAGGCGUGCAGGACAGGCUCCAGAGGCUCAGGGGCGAGGCUGCAGCAUCCACAAGAGGGCCAGGGAGGUGGAGGCAAGGAUUCGCCAAGCAGGGCUGACCCCCCCGUCCUUCAUGAAGCGCUCGGCCUCACUGGCCAAGCUGGGAUGCUUGGAGCUGCUCGCCAACGACCUGAGCGAGUGGGAGCUCAGCCGAUCCACUGCAGCUCCACCCUUAGCACAAGCUCCCCUCCACGCAGUUUCUGAUGAAUCCAAGAAGCAGCGAGUCCAGACCUCACUGUCCCUAAGUGGUGGGAAACCACAAGCCCUCGGUGUCCCCUCCAAUAGGCUCCCUGAGGAUGGAGAAACCUCACAGGGAGUUUUUCUGCCAUCAGAUCAAAGUCAUCCAGAGAGAGGAAAGCUACUAAACGCUGGCCAAGAUUCUUCCAAUUUGCCAGAUCCCACACUUCUGACGACAAGGCAACAAUAUGGAAGGACUCACCCCCUGAGAAGGCUGAAAAAGAGAACUGUUAGUAGUACCCUUUACCACACAAUGUGACCCCCACACUGUGUGUCUGUGUGCGUGAGAGCGGGAGGGAUUGUGCACCCGUGAGUGAUGGAAAUCGUGUGCAUAUGUUAGGUUUAUUCAACAAAACAAACAAAUGCCUCUUGCCUUAAAGGAUGCAUUUAGUGGAUUCUCUAUGUUGUUACCCACAGAUCCUCUAAGAGCCUCUGUAAAAUCUGCUUGCGAUACCGACCUCCAUAUUAUAGCAAAGACAAGGCUGUGAAAGUUCCACAAACUGAAUUCAAAUCAAAUCCAAAUCCUGAACAGUCAGUUAAAGCGACAGAAACAUUUAGAUUGCAAAUCUGGUUUUAGUGUAGAAACGCCUGCUCUGUGUGUCCAUCAUUCCAGUUUUCUCCACCAUCGCUCCGUUCACUUGAUUGUGGUUAGUUAGUUGGUUGGAUGACUUAAAUGUCCAGCCUUAUGUUAGGUGGAAUGUAGUUUUCCCUAUUUCCCCCUUUUUUUUGGAUAAUUUUUUUGCACCUUUUCAUCAAUCUUUGCAGGUAAUGCUGGAGAGCAAACGAUGCCGCUGACGCAGUCAGAAGCUGAUCCACAUCACUGUAACAGACUUUUUUCAAACUAUUAGAUUUGGUGCAGAUGAACUAAAUUUGUCAAAUGCCGUGCAUCAGAAUUACCAGUAAUAUUGCAACAGAGUUGAGUCUCGGCACAAAAAGUCUCAGGUUAAACAGGCACCGCAUUGUUCAUUUUCGUUUGUUUGUUUUUUUGCAAACAAAGCUGUAUCGGAGCUGGAGACCACAGGCACUGAAAACUGUGCACCAGGAAGAGAAUGAAAACAGUGGAGGCAUGCUUCUUCUGUUAUUAUCAUCAUCAUCAUUUUUAUUAUCAUUGUUUUUAUGGCACAGUACCUCAACCAAAUCUGACUUUGACAAAUGUCCGGCUCUGGCAUCCUGGAAUGUUCUAAAUCCGAAACUAUCUGAACUCCACUACUUGAACUGGAAUAAACGUGUCUAUUUCAUGUCCUCAGAGUUCUGAUGCCACUCGAAGUAGGUUAGGUGUGGGGGUUAAAAGCAGAGUGUACAUUUGUGAGUUUUCUGCUGUGUUCUCUUUGGGAUGUAAAGGUCAAUAUUGUGAGUGUCAACAUUUAAGGAACUGUACAUGUUUUAUAUCUCGUUCGUGUCGGUGAGUGGGUCUGUGUAGCACAAUUUUAUCAUGUGGGUGUGUACCUCUUUUUUUAAUUGUUUUUAAUUUGAUCUUUUGUACAGAUUUUAGGAGUGUGCCUGUGACUGGCAAGUGAAGCUUCUCUGCACUCAGAAAUGUCUGCACAGGGACGUCUGUCAUACAUGCACUUUACUCCCUUUUCAUUUUUUAAAUGUCUUUUACGUGUGGUUGCUACUUUUGGGGGAGCAUGUUUUAGUAGCAGCGGGUGUUGCUUACGUCUUUGUUUUGUCAAACUUAUUUUUUUUGCUUUUAUUUUAAACUAUCAGUGUAAAUAUUCUUUUAUAUCAUGUGGUUCAAAUGUGACCAUUAAACAUUGGAGAUUAUUAAGA